CUCUCAGCAAGAUUGUUUCUCGAUAAUGGAUACUGAUGAUCAACCCAGCCAGGAAAGUCCUGAUCAGGUGACCUUAGAUCAUGAACAAGAACAAGGUACAAGCCAAGCAAGGUCCUAUGAGUGCACCUUCUGCAAGAGAGGUUUCUCUAAUGCACAAGCGCUAGGAGGCCACAUGAAUAUUCAUCGAAAAGACAAAGCCAAGCUGCUCAAGCACUCCUCAAGUGAAACUCAACAAUCUUUGGAUAUCCCAAAGAUAAAUCCCUCGUUUUCUCCAGCUAUUACUAGCCUAAUGGAAUCCGGAAGAGAUGAGAGCUCGAUCAAGUGGCCUUUUAUUGUUGAUAAAGCUGGAAGUGAUCAUGAUGACACUAAAAGGGACAAAACCCAAGUUGGAGAAAUCCAGAAACUGGGAUUUUUUGUCCAAAAUUCAUCCAGUACUGAAGAUCAUCAAAACCAAAGCAGUCAAGUUCAUGGUAUCAGCAAGAAGAGUGAUUUGUCGUCAAGCUCAGAGAUAGACCUUGAGCUUAGACUAUGGCCUGAGCCGCAGGAAUCAUCACCGGGUACCAAAAAGUUCUUUUGAGAUUGAAUAUCUUAUAUAUAUUAUAUCUGUCUUUAUUGAAAUUUUUUAAUUUUAGGGUUCCAUAUGGU
This is a messenger RNA of Populus trichocarpa (black cottonwood), 645 nucleotides long. RefSeq names its product transcriptional regulator TAC1. Bases 26 to 577 code for a protein of 183 amino acids. The record is from RefSeq and is a predicted model, not a curated record. The transcript has a single exon. Lineage: Eukaryota; Viridiplantae; Streptophyta; Magnoliopsida; Malpighiales; Salicaceae.